Messenger RNA from Dentiscutata heterogama, 462 nucleotides. The record is from the annotation of a GenBank genome assembly. NCBI's taxonomy places the organism in Eukaryota, Fungi, Glomeromycota, Glomeromycetes, Diversisporales, Gigasporaceae.
AUGUCUCUAUAUUCUCAGAUUAAAUCUCACAAUAUCCAGCCUUCUAUUAAAUCACGAGAUAUGGAUCGGAUGUUAACCGAAUGGUUCAGAAACACCGAAAUAGGAUCAGAUAUUAACCGAAUGAAUUCAGAAAAAAAAGUUCGAUAUCUGCGAUCUGAUGCAACUUCUUUAUCUGAUGAUAAUAUACAAGAUAUCAUUAAUACUAGAAAUUCAAUGAAACGUGCAUCAGAAGCUAUGGCAAGCAAAUACAAAAUAUCAACAAGCAAAUCUACUGAUUCAGCUUUGGAAGAGGAUGUUGUUUUAGAUAGUAAGGUGAAAAAGACUGGAGAAAGAAAAUCGAGAACUGAAACUGUUCGCGUUUCUGAUUUUAUUUCAUCUACUGAAUCUUCUGAAGAUGUCUUGGAUUUGUAUAAGAGAACUAGUUCUGAAAUAGAAAAAAUUAGAGUAUCUGGUCGUGCUCUU